UUUUCCCAUGGCGAUCGCCUUCUCCAGCUAGAAUCCUUGCAGUUGCUAUCAAUGUGGUUUAACGUGCAGUCCUAAAACCUCUUGUAGUUUCUCGAUCACCUCAGUAACCGUCGUCGUACACCGGCCUUGAUUCGAGGAUCCUCGCUGCUUUUCCGGGCAUCCCCGCAGUUUAGCAGUAUGUACGUGCAAGAAGUGCGAUCGCAGCCACGCCAGCGAGGAACGAACGAAAUUACGCCAGAGGGUGACGCGGACAGUAUACCCUCCACGUCAGCCCACCCCCCGACUAACGCAAUGGCCGUGAACGACGGCGAGGACGAUCAGGAGCAUGAGCGGGACGAAAACGGCGUCGGUUCGGGCGAUAUUGCGCUCGACAUGAAGAUGAAACCGGCGCCGCCGCGGAAACGGAGCAGAUUCGAGUCGGCGUUAUGGCUGCUUGCAUGUGUGGCUGUUCUGGUGAUCGGCGACGGCAAGCGGCAUUUCUUCCAGGCGGUGCUGAAAGACGCUCGCGUGCAGAAGCAGCCUUUCUUCGUAGCGUGUGUGUGCAUCAUAGUCAACGUAGCUGUAUGGCUCUACCUCACCGUUCUCAUCCGCCUUGUGCUGAGGAACACACGCCAUUUUGAGCUGGCUGCUCCGGGAGCCAAUGCCACCACAACCCUGCUAAGCUUUAUGGCCUUCAUACUAUUUGCAAUCGCAUUGUGGCCGGUCUUUGGCUUCUUCAUCAUCCCCAUCCUGUGGGUAUUCUUCAUGACGCUAGUGGUGAUCCUGUCAACCAUUCCGCCUUACUCCCCCAAGUCUGCUGAAGAUAUGGAAUAGAGUGAGAAUGUGGCCUCUUAUCAGACCAGAUAUCCUG
Molecule: messenger RNA, 850 nt
Organism: Closterium sp. NIES-67
Lineage: Eukaryota; Viridiplantae; Streptophyta; Zygnematophyceae; Desmidiales; Closteriaceae
Source: the annotation of a GenBank genome assembly